Opisthorchis viverrini is the source of this 294-nucleotide messenger RNA. RefSeq lists its product as hypothetical. NCBI's taxonomy places the organism in Eukaryota, Metazoa, Platyhelminthes, Trematoda, Opisthorchiida, Opisthorchiidae. The record is from RefSeq and is a predicted model, not a curated record. The transcript has 3 exons. The coding region runs from base 1 to 294 and encodes 97 amino acids.
AUGUGCGCAACGCAGAACGAACAGUCACUCAUGGUUUCGGCAGUGCAGGUUGAUCCAGACAUCAUCAUGAUACCUUCGGCCGAACUGAAACUAAGGUACUAUCUGGAGCCCAAGUCCACUUACUUCACAAAAUUCAGCUCACACUGCUCACACUGUGUGGUGUCUCGACGACAACUCAGUGGUGAGAAGGCGAAUUUAUUGACCGGAAGGCUUGGAGAACCUGGUAAUAUCCCAGCCCUCGUGCUCCCUUCGGAUGGCAUGGCAGCUGGGGACCGAAAGAGUGCUAUAGCUUAA